GUUAUAUUUGAGAUUAGUUUCUCCGAUUCCUCUCUCUGUGAAGAGAAGAAAAAUUACACGAACUUCCAUUAGAAAUCACCGACUCGCAGAACAGAAGAACCUUUCUCUCUUUCUCUCAUUAAAUCUUAUUCACGAAACCUCGUGAAUUGAAUCUCGCACUUCCAAAAUCGAUUGAUCGAUCCAUCAAACCCUAGAGAUGGUGAGGAAAAAGGUACCGGAAUGGUUGAAUAGCACCAUGUGGUCUACUCCUCCUCCUCCGCCGUCUUCUUACGACGACGGUCUCCACCGCCAUUCUCCCGUCACUAAAAUGAAGGAAGAGGCACAAUCAAUUUCCGUUGCUCCCAGGCUUAACUCUGCUCCUCCGCCUUCUUCCGCCGCUUCUUCGGUUCCAUCGCCGUCGCCUAGACCGAGGAACGGUAGCAGUAUUCCUAGCGGUAGUGGCGAAAAUAGAAACGCCGGUGGUUCUUCCUCCGAGGACUUUUCCCGCCAGGCUCAUCUCUCAGCAGAGUUAUCAAAGAAGGUGAUCANUGCUUUAUUUAUGCUCUUACCAUCUUAG
This is a messenger RNA of Camelina sativa (false flax), 556 nucleotides long. The record is from RefSeq and is a predicted model, not a curated record. Lineage: Eukaryota; Viridiplantae; Streptophyta; Magnoliopsida; Brassicales; Brassicaceae.